CUCCGCGCCCGCUAGGCGGUGCUUGGGCACUGCAGGAGGCGCGGAGGUAGGCGGGCAGCCCUGGGCGGUGGCCGAGCGAGUCGCUUCCCUGCCCGUCCGGCCAGUUCGCCUCCGUCCCCGCCGCCAGCAUGAGCUUCGCACCGCAUUUCCUGGAUGCCGGGGCGGUGGAGAAGCACUGGCCCGCCUCCCGCGCCCUCCUCUCGGCUUUGGAAGCCGCCUUGGCCGCCUUCUCCAGCGGAGCCCAGGGCGGCGUGGUGCAGCCGCUGCGCACCGUCAUCCCGAUCCAGAAGCACCGCGGCUUUUUAGGCGUCAUGCCCGCCUACAGUGCAAACGACGAUGCUCUGACAACCAAGUUGGUGACCUUUUAUGAGAAUGUGUCUCCUUCGCACCAAGCGACGGUCUUGUUAUUUGACCCAGCGAACGGCAACCUCAAAGCGGUGAUGGAUGGCAACGUCAUUACGGCCAAGCGUACGGCAGCUGUUUCGGCAAUAGCCACCAAGUAUUUAAUGCCUGCAGUUUCCGAAGUCCUCUGCAUUUUAGGAGCUGGUGUCCAGGCCUACAGCCACUAUGAGCUUUUCACAGAGCUGUUCUCAUUUAAAGAGGUUAGGAUCUGGAACCGCACCAAGGAGAAUGCAGAAAAGUUGGCUCGCACGGUGAACGGACCGGUACUGGUCUGUUCCUCGGUCCAGGAGGCUGUCAAUGGGGCAGAUGUGAUUGUCACAGUCACAAUGGCAACUCAGCCCAUCUUGCAUGGAGAGUGGGUGAAAGCCGGAGCCCAUAUCAAUGCUAUAGGAGCCAGCCGGCCUGACUGGCGAGAACUAGACGACAAUGUAAUGAGCAAUUCGGUAUUGUAUGUCGAUUCGAAAGAGGCAGCUCUGCGCGAAUCAGGAGACGUUAUUUUAUCAGGGGCCAGCAUUUUUGCAGAACUGGGCGACGUGAUCUUGGGAAGCAAACCAGCCCUGCGUGAGAAAACCACGGUCUUCAAAUCACUGGGGAUGGCCGUUGAAGACACCGUCGCAGCAAAAAUGGUCUUUGAAGGUUGGUCGGCCAGCGGAUGAGGGUGCAACCAUCUGAUGCUCUCAAGCCACAAAAUAAUAAAAGGAAGAUCGCUGCUGAGCAAAAAUAGCUAAUAUUGCACAAUAAACUGUCUUACUAGGUUACAAUAACAAGAUAAAUAGUAACGUAACAAAAGAAUCAAAAGAUUUUCCUCAGUGUUUCUUAAGCUCAGCGACUUUAAGAUAUGUGGAUUUCCAACUCCCAGAAUUCCCCAGCCAGCAGACUUUAAGAUAUGUGGACUUCUAAUUCCUAGAAUUCCUCAGCCAGCAAACUUUAAGAUAUGUGGACUUCAACUCCCAGAAUUCCCCAGCCAGCAAACUUUAAGAUAUGUGGAUUUCAAUUCCCAGAAUUCCCCAGCCAGCAGACUUUAAGAUAUGUGGAUUUCAAUUCCCAGAAUUCCCCAGCCAGCAAACUUUAAGAUAUGUGGAUUUCAAUUCCCAGAAUUCCCCAGCCAGCAAACUUUAAGAUAUGUGGACUUCAACUCCCAGAAUUCCCCAGCCAACAAACUUUAAGAUAAGUAGACUUCCAACUCCCAGAAUUCCCCAGCCAACAAACUUUAAGAUAUGUGGAUUUCAAUUCCCAGAAUUCCCCAGCCAGCAGACUUUAAGAUAUGUGGACUUCCAACUCCCAGAAUUCCCCAGCCAGCAAAGUUUAAGAUAAGUAGAUUUCCAACUCCCAGAAUUCCCCAGCUAGCAAACUUUGAGUUAGCUUGGGAAUUCUGGGAGUUGAAGUUCACACACCUUAAAGUCGCUGAGUUUCAGAAACACUGGUUUAUCUAAUUAUUCUAAUGUGAAUCAUGUUCUUUCCAUGUAUUUGGAUAGUGACUUAACUUCAAAGUUUACAACUUCCUAAGGAUAAACGUAGCCUGUCUCAUCUCUUGAAGUCUACAUUGUUAGGUCUACUAAAUCGUUCACUUUAUUAGCUGUAAUUUCAUUUUUAUAUGUUCAGAGAUUCCAAAACUAAACUUUUAACUUUGGGUGCCUGUCAAUGACCUUUGUCUCCGAUUUUCUCUCUGAAAUAAUAAUUUUAGAAUUAUUAGAUUCUUAAGAUCUAGAAUCUAAGGAUUGAUUUCUGCUUAACUAUUUUCACAUACAUUUUGCAUUUAAUGGAUAAAGUUUGCCUUCCUUUUUAUUACUGACAAACAGACAAUCAACAAUCAUAAGAACAGGUUUUCAAAGUGGUUAAGAAAAUUCUUACUGCCUUUUUUCUAAAAAAAAAAAAAAAAGUAGAAAAAUGUUGGGGUCAAUCAAUAUUGAUGCAGAAUUGGUGUCGAUUGCAUUUUCUAUACUUUGUAGUUUGUAACAAAAAUAAAAUUAACAUUUCUGAAAAUUCAGAAUGUUCUCAAACGUUCAUUUUUGUUGUUCGACAAAAACAUCAACGGCACUCAAGAGAGGUUGUACUUAGUUCACUUGUGGCUAUGUAGGGAUACUAAGCUGAUCCCUCUUUUAACUCCGCCCCCCACGUUCUGCCACUUCUCCUCCUACAGAGUUUAAACUAGUGGUGGAAUUCAAAUUUUUUUACUACCGGUUCUGUGGGCAUGGCUUGGUGGGCGUGGCAGGGGAAGGAUACUGCAAAAUUUCCAUUCCCACCCCACUCCAGAGGAAGGAUACUGCAAAAUCCCAAUUCCCUCCCUACUCUUGGGGAAAGGAUACUGCAAAAUCUCCAUUCUCUCCCUACUCCAGGGGAAGGAUACUGCAAAAUCUUCAUUCCCACCCCACUCCAGAGGA
This is a messenger RNA of Ahaetulla prasina, 2783 nucleotides long. It is a transcript of the gene CRYM, whose product is annotated as crystallin mu. NCBI's taxonomy places the organism in Eukaryota, Metazoa, Chordata, Lepidosauria, Squamata, Colubridae. Gene Ontology annotation, molecular function: thyroid hormone binding. The coding region runs from base 129 to 1058 and encodes 309 amino acids. Gene Ontology annotation, biological process: thyroid hormone metabolic process. Gene Ontology annotation, cellular component: cytoplasm. The transcript has 8 exons. The record is from RefSeq and is a predicted model, not a curated record.